AUGUAUGACUUGAGAAACAUCUCAUAUUUCCUUGAUGUUGAAUUCUACAAGAGUAGUAUGGGUUUAAUAAUGCACCAAAGUAGAUAUGCAAGUGAGAUACUCAAAAGAUUUAAGAUGGAGGAUUGCAAUGUAGCUUUGACACCAGCAAAACCAAGAUUGCAAUUAAUGAAGGACUCAAAUGAAGAUGAUGUUGAUCCAAUACAAUACAGAAGACUCAUUGGAUCAUUGAGAUACCUCUUUCACAUAAGGUCUGAUCUAGAAUAUAAAGUAGGCAUGAUGAGUAGGUUCAUCCAAAAGUCAAAGGUAUCUCAUCUUGAAGCCACCAAGAGGAUACUAAGGUACCUCAAAGGAACGCAGAUUAUGUCAUUUUGUUUCCUGCAGCAAAUGAAGGAAAGGAAUGCAAACUUAUGGUAUACACUGACUCAAGUUAGUGUGGUGAUGUUGAGGAUAGAAAAAUCCAUAGUUGGUUAUAUGUUUAUGCUAGGUAGUGCACCAAUUUCUUGGAGUUCAAGAAAAGAACCAGUUGCAGUUAUGUCAUCAUGUGAGGCUGAGUACAUAGUUGCAUCUCUUUGUACAUGCCAAGCAACAUGGAUGGUGAAUCUGAUUGACGAGAUUGCACGUAAGAAUCAUGGAACAUUGAUUAUGAAGAUUGAUAACAUAUCUAAUAUCAAUUUAGACAAGAAUCCCAUAGCACGUGGAAGAAGAAAACACAUUGAUAUGAGAUUCCAUUAUCUUAAAGAGUAA
Messenger RNA from Lathyrus oleraceus (garden pea), 744 nucleotides. Its product is annotated as secreted RxLR effector protein 161-like. The transcript has a single exon. NCBI's taxonomy places the organism in Eukaryota, Viridiplantae, Streptophyta, Magnoliopsida, Fabales, Fabaceae. The record is from RefSeq and is a predicted model, not a curated record. Bases 1 to 744 code for a protein of 247 amino acids.